UUGGCUUCUGCGACCAUUCAAAAGAAGCGAGUCACUCUUAUUCCUGGGGACGGCGUAUGGCCCGAGUUAUUCGUCUCGGUCAAACAUGUAUUCAGAGAGCUCGGUGUACCGGUUGAAUUCGAGGAGCUUCAUAUGAGGUACACAGUUACUAUAAAUAAUAAAGUUGGUCUAAAAGGAAUUCUUCGUACCCCCGUUGGUACUCAAGAGUUGAAAACACUCAACAUACGAAUGCGACGCAUUUUGGAUUUAUAUGCCAAUGUAGUCCAUAUUCGCAGUCUGCCCGGAUUGCAUAACAAGCACGGGGCGUUGGAUUUUGUUAUUAUUCGUGAACAGCUGGAAGGCGAGUACUCCGCAUUGGAACACGAGUCUGUGAAAGGUGUGGUGGAGUCUUUGAAAAUCACCACUCGGCAUAAUUGUGAGAGGAUUGCCAAGUUGGCUUUCGACUAUGCUGUCCGAAACAAACGACACACAGUGACCGCUGUGCACAAAGCCAAUAUAAUGAAGCUAGGUGACGGUCUGUUUCUGGAGACGUGUCAGAAUGUCUCUAGACUCUAUCCACACAUAAAGUUCAAUACGAUGAUUAUUGACAAUUGCUGUAUGCAGUUGGUCAGCCGUCCAAAACAGUUUGAUGUCAUGGUAAUGCCAAACUUGUAUGGAAAUAUCAUUGAUAAUCUUGCCUCUGGUCUUGUCGGCGGAGCUGGAGUUGUUCCCGGUGUGAGUUAUAGUCAUGAGGUACGUUUCGAUGCUUGUUAA
This is a messenger RNA of Echinostoma caproni, 753 nucleotides long. The record is from the annotation of a GenBank genome assembly. Lineage: Eukaryota; Metazoa; Platyhelminthes; Trematoda; Plagiorchiida; Echinostomatidae.